Molecule: messenger RNA, 1074 nt
Organism: Oryza brachyantha (malo sina)
Lineage: Eukaryota; Viridiplantae; Streptophyta; Magnoliopsida; Poales; Poaceae
Product: E3 ubiquitin-protein ligase RNF4-like
Exons: 5
Coding region: 180-764 (194 amino acids)
Source: RefSeq, a predicted model, not a curated record
UCCUUCCAUGGAAAUGAAGUAAUUCAUGAUAAUCCGCGCGAACGCUCGCUGACGAGACCUACCCGUUCAUUUCCGUUCCGUUCCAUCCCGUCCCCGAACCUGAAGCGAAACCCUAGCGAGUUGCGCCGUGGCUGGUUGCUGGAUCGAGCUCGAGCCAGAUCCGGGUUAUUCCAAAUACCAUGACAAGCACGAGUACUGUCAGAACUGCACGCUCGAGGAAGCGAGCCUAUGAUGAUUCCAGGCAAAACGUUGAUGUUAUAAACUUGGACACAACCGUUCCGGUGGUGAAGACUAGGAACCAACGUGAGGCUUUGAUCCUUGUGGGUACACAGACCGCACCCAUUGAUGUUGAAGCGCUAGAUGAUACAAGGAGCAGAAAAGUUAUGAGGCGCCCUGUUGAUGUAGUGGAUCUGGAGAAGGAUACUGGCCAGGGAGGUUAUGGUGUUGCUGUAGCUAUAUUUUCCCGGGGCAUCAACUGUAAGGGAGCUCCACCUGUUAUAUGCCUUUCUCCAGAUAGGGAAGAAGGGACCAGUUUUCAGGCGAAAAAUGUAGGCCAAAUCAGUACAGCACCAAAGGAACCAAUUUUUACUUGUCCUGUUUGUCUGAACAAGUUAGACCAGCCGUUCACAACAAAAUGUGGUCAUAUCUUCUGUGAGAACUGCAUCAAGUCAUCCAUCAAAGCUCAGAAGAAAUGCCCUACUUGUAGGAAGAGUCUAGGCAUGAGGGGCUUCCACCGUGUUUACCUCCCUGCGACUGCUGAUUAGUUCUUUCUGCUGGCCUGAACCCCAAUACUCCAUUUCUGCACAUUCACCUCAUGUGCAAAAUUAGGCGAUUGAGGGAAUGUCUUUCUUGGUUAGUUCUGUAGGCUGACAAUAUUGCAAUGCACAACAAAAUUCUUGGCUUAUUGGCUAGAUUUGUACUACCUCCGUUUCAUAUUAUAAAUCUUUCUAGUCUUGGCUAAAUUCAUUCAUCGACAUAUGAUUUAUGUGUCUAGAUUCAUUAAUAUCCGUAUGAAUCCAGAUAAUACUAGAAAGUGUUACACUGCAAACAGAGAGAGUAUGUAAUAGUGUGCAU